This is a messenger RNA of Nelumbo nucifera (sacred lotus), 2407 nucleotides long. RefSeq lists its product as uncharacterized. Lineage: Eukaryota; Viridiplantae; Streptophyta; Magnoliopsida; Proteales; Nelumbonaceae. The record is from RefSeq and is a predicted model, not a curated record.
AAAUGGAGCAACAAUUGACAUUUCAAUUGAUACUCAAGGUGCACCCAGUUUGUGCUAAACAUUAGAAAUUUUAAAUCUUGAGAUCGUCACCAACAAUUGACAUUUCAAUUGUUCAUAUAGUAUUCAAUUCAUCUGAUUAAAACCAAAUUAGGGUUUAUAGCUAGAGCUUAUGCAUCUUAUUGCCAGGGAAAGGAACUAAAAGAAUGGCUGACAGAAUAUGGGGAGAAAGGUUCAAGGAAACAAACGGCUCCGUCGGUGGUUGAGACUUGAGAGCCUCCUCAUUAUUUAGUUACUUCUUUAGCCCCGUAACUCCCGUCAGAGUUCUUCCACGUUUACGUCCCGGUUCUCUCCCUCUCUUUCUCUCGCUCACGUUCUGUCUCUAAGUCUCUCUCUUCAUUCAUGGAUGUUUUUGUCCUCAAUUUCUUCCUGGGGCUUUCAUUUGUCAAUGUCUCUCUGCAACCACGGAAACAAACCUCCUUGUAGAAGCUCUAAAAGAGAGUUUCUGGGGAAGCGAGGAGCUUCGAAUGCUGGAAUCGUUCAGACUUCACAGCUUUAAACGCUUCUCUUUUCCAGUUUUUGCGUCCUUUUGUUCCAAAUUUCAAACUCCUUUGUAGGCCCUUUUUACUCUUGAGAGUCCAAGAUGUCUUGUCUCGUGUAUCUACAGAGCUUUUAAUGCCGGCCGUGGCUCGCGUUUGAAUCUUCGCGGUUGCCUGGAUCGUUCAAACAUGUUACAUUUUACGAUUUUUCCGUUCUGUGUUUCGAAUAUAUAAUUAAAAAUCCAGUCUCUCUGUUAAAUCCUUUCUGGGUCCUGAAGGAUUUUGAGUCUCUGUUCGAGAGGUUUGAAGAAAUGGCGAUUGAUCUCUGCUCGGAGAGCUCUGGCCCGGGAAUGAGUCCCAGAAUCUCGUUUUCUCAUGAUCUCCGUCAAUCAGACGUUGUGCCCGUCGAACAACACAACUACCGCACGGAUUCUUCGCUUCUGGAUUUCGAUUUCUGCGUGAGCGAAAGCUUCCAACAAGAAUCGUCCUCUGCUGAUGAGCUCUUCUGCGAUGGAAAAAUCCUUCCAACUCAAAUUAGGCAGAAAUUCGAUCCUCCAAGACAAACCCAACGACCUAAAUCUGCUCCUCCCAACCCUCCUCUACCACCACCGCCACCACCACCGGCAGCAGCAGCAGCAGCAGUAGCGGUAACAGCAGCAACAACAGCACCUCCUGCUCCUGUUAGUUCUAGGACUGAGAAUUCGAAAAAAGAGAGCUUGAAGGAAAUCUUGGAGAACAGUGCAGAAGAAGAGGAAAAGGUACACUCGAAGUCGUUCUGGCGCUUCAAGCGAAGCAGUAGUCUUAAUUGCGGUAAUGGUCACAGGCGGAGUUUAAUUUGCUCUAUACCUCUCUUAUCUAGAAGCAAUUCAACAGGUUCGUCACCGAAUCCAAAACGACCACAACUUUUGAAAGACAAUCACAAGAAUCAACAGAAGCCCCCAGUGAUCACACCUAUAAAAUCUUCCUCUUCAUCUUCUUCUGUUCCUUCCUCGUAUCUGUCAUCUUCCCAUAAGCCUMCCUUGAGAAAGAAUCAAGGAUCCUAUGGCAAUGGGGUUCGAAUUAGUCCUGUCCUGAAUGUCCCACCACCUUAUAUCUCAAAAGGAACUGCUAAUUUGUUCGGUCUGGGUUCACUCUUCUGCAACGGAAAGGAUAAGAACAAGAAGAAAUGAUCGGCAUUCGUCUCCUCACCAACAAUGAAUUCUCUCUCCGAUAAAACCCAGGUUAUAGAUUUCAUGUAUUUAAUUUAGCGUCAACAUGGAUUCAUGAAUUACCGUGUGAAAAAGGCUUCUGAAUCAAUUAUGUUGAAUGAAAACAAUUACAGAGUUUGAACAAACAGUUGGGGUUAUUUAAAAGAAAGAAAAUUGGUAAUUACUGGGGAUUGAGAUUUACAUUAAUGUUGAGGCUGAGGAGAAGCGCAAGAUACUAGAGGGAGAGACGAUCUUGGAAUGGUCAUGUUCAUGUAUAUCAACAUGUCACAGGUUUAGGAGACAGAAUAGCAGGUACCCUUCAUUCAUGGCUGUUCCAUUAUUUCGUUUACUUUUUUUUUUUUUCUCUUUUGGAAAAAUUUACAUGAUUUGGUUUCUUUUGUUUAUUUUUAAAGCUUCUUUCUACACUGUUCAUAGAUACAUUGAUUUGGGUUCUACUUUUUUCUUCCCUGUAGGAGUAAUCUGCUUUAGUUUGGGUGUUCCUUUGUCCUUUGAGAUUAAGACAAAAGGAUUGUUCCUAAGGAGUAGUUUUAGAUAAUUAAAGAAAGAAAUGUAUAAUUAUAGUAUAAUUAUGUUGUUUUAUUAGCUUAGAGAGAGAGAGAGAGAGUCUGAGAGAGACCAUUAAAUUAUUCUAAAGUCAUAACUAUCAUUAUCAAUGUUUCUUUA